Messenger RNA from Oxyura jamaicensis (ruddy duck), 1525 nucleotides. RefSeq names its product stabilizer of axonemal microtubules 1 (gene SAXO1). The transcript has 4 exons. Lineage: Eukaryota; Metazoa; Chordata; Aves; Anseriformes; Anatidae. Gene Ontology annotation, cellular component: sperm flagellum; ciliary basal body; cytoskeleton. The coding region runs from base 197 to 1453 and encodes 418 amino acids. Gene Ontology annotation, molecular function: microtubule binding. Gene Ontology annotation, biological process: microtubule anchoring. The record is from RefSeq and is a predicted model, not a curated record.
CACCAUUAUCUUUUCCGAAAGGAAAUCAUUCCCUGUCACCUUUGCUGAUGUUCUCUCAAGAUCUGGAGGAAAUGGCAUCAAGGAUACACAAAAUCCAAUUAGACUUAAUACAUAAACUGAAGGAUGUCACCAUUGUCCACAUCUGCCCACCAGGCCCUAUGACAAGAGCGAGAAGCCAUGUGUGCUGUCGGAGUACAUGGAGAAAUACCCCCUUUAUCCCUGCACUCUUCCCAGAGACUCAUUCAAACCGAAGGAUGAGUACAAGUUGGCACAGAUACCCAUGGAAGGCAUCUCAACUACAAAGAGAGAUUACAUAGCUCAUGAAGUGUUGCCACUGAAACUUAAACAACCUGAGAAGCAUGUCAAGAGUGAUGAGAGCAUGGAUUUGACCUCCAUUUAUAGACAAGAUUAUAACCCCCACCCUAACUGUCAAGUACUUCCUUGCCUCCCCCGUGAGAUGAGAGACAUCUCUGGUGCCAAGAUGGACACAAAAUCCACUUAUGAAGAUGACUACGUGCUGUGGAAUGAACCAAAGACAGAGAUGAUCAGACCAGACGAUGGGUAUCACCCAUCAGAAGCAAAAUUUGACCACAGAACUGUUGUCCAAGAUGACUAUCUCUACAGGGGACCGGUUGCCACUCAAAGCUGCAAACCUCUGAAUCUGAAUCAGAAAAGCAAGGAUCCCUUUGAGAAUAUGACAAAUUACAGAGUGAAUUAUGUGCCACACCCUCUGGGGAAACGUUACAUCCAUCAGUAUGAGAAAUACAAUCCAAGUGAGGUCCCAUUUGAUGGCCUCACUACUCACAAAGUUUCUUACAAGGGGCUGUCUGCUAAGCCAGCCAAACUGGCUAAACCAUAUCAGCCAAAGCCUCUCCAUGAUUGUCCAUUUUCCUCUACAACAGAGUUUCAGGAAAAAUACCAAGCUUGGCCACUUCAUCCUGUAUUCACCAGAAAACCUGUUGAAUAUAUACCUCCAGUAGAGAAAAUGGACCUUCACACCACUACUCAUUUACACUACAAGCACCUAAAUGGCAAGCCAGCCAAGAUGUGCCGAUCUCUGGCCCAGCUUAAGAAAAACACCGGGCCGUUUGAUAGCUCUUCUACAAUGAAGGAAGACUAUAAGCCCUGGGCGUGCAAGAGAAUAAAGCCUAUCACUCAUGCUCCAGAGCUGACUUUUCCAGAUGAACCAAUGGAUUGCUUGAGCACAUUUCGAACCCAUUAUCUGCCUCAUCCUCUCACAAUUACAAAGAGCUACAAACCUGCCUGGUCAGGCCCUAGGUCUCACACUCAGCUAGAUGCAAAAACCAUCUAUGCUACCAGCUACACACCAAAGGGCAUUGUUAAAUGCUUGGCUUCUUACAAAGACCCACCGGGAUACAUCUUUGAGGGAACCAAUUCUGAUGGUCACAAACUCUAUAUCUCCGCUUCUGAAGGUGAAUGCUUGAAAGGCUGACACUGAAGAAAAGAGACUGGAAGUAGCUUCUUGGGAAGAGGAGGACCUCAGUGAGCUAAAAAUGACAGCUUG